AUGGCAACGGCCAAUGGCAGCCAUACCGCGAAAUAUGAUGCCUCCUGCAGCGUGGACGCCGCCGGGACCCUCUUGGAUGACACACCACCUGUCCCGGGAGAAGACUUGCCGGCAUCCUCAGUUGCAUGCGAUAGCGUCACGCCAGAGAACACUGUCCGAGACGAGCCCAUCGUCCAGGCGCCCUCACCAAGCGCGUCUUCGGGUGUCGAAACCGAGAGGAUCCGUGACCUCGACGGCAUUUCGGGGGACCUGGCGCCCGCGCUCGCAUCACCGCCAGUUGCGUUUCUGGACGCCUUGGCUGCAGCUGAAGACGCUGCCGCGUCAACACGAUGCCCGCUGGUCCAAGAUGUACGUAAUCUGGUGGACCAGGUGCCCGUUACUGCCGCUGGUGCUGCUACCAACGGCGACCCUGGUGAAGGGCUUGACGAGGGCAGAAUGGCAACGUCCGAAAACCACCACAGCGCGAAAUACGACGCCCCUUGCAGUAUGGACGUCGCGGGGCUCGGUGGAUCGACUACCUUGCGUUCCGAGGAUGAUGGCCAGGACGUCAGCGACUUGCUCGUCGUGAAGUCUCCUGGCAGCGAUCAACGUGACGUGCUGGCGGCCGCUUCCGCACAGACCGCCACGAUCGUCGAUGGCAACGGCGACAGCCCGAACCUACCGGUCGUACUACCACCACACACGGCCGCUGAGAAGGGUCCUGAACAAGACGACGGACCAGAAGGCACAGAAGUGGAGUCACAGCGCCUCCCCAACCAGGACCAAGCAUCUACCGAGGGAGAUCAUCCCGAAGAAAAGGCCAUGACGAACGGACUCUCUCGCCCUUCCUCCUCAAGCCGGAUCGGAGCGCGCCAUGUUGCAGCCCAUGACGAGCCUCAGAUUCGUGGCGAUUCAGCGCCUGGAGCACCCGCUUCGACUGCCUCGGACAUGUUGUCCAGGGUGGAAUACAAGCACCUUGGCAUUGCUGUGGUCGGGUUGUUGCUGUUGGUUCUUACCGUCAAGAGCAGGGUCGGGAUGAAGGUGGUUGCUGUGGCCAUGCUGGCGAUGUCGCUGGCCGUGGUCGGGUGCCGCACGGGCGCGCGGCGGAGCCAAGGCGCCGGCACCCCUCCCGCGUGGGGCGAGUGGUGCUUGUGGUGA
This is a messenger RNA of Ectocarpus siliculosus, 1137 nucleotides long. The record is from the annotation of a GenBank genome assembly. Lineage: Eukaryota; Phaeophyceae; Ectocarpales; Ectocarpaceae.